Schizophyllum commune H4-8 is the source of this 3717-nucleotide messenger RNA. Its product is annotated as RdRP-domain-containing protein. The record is from RefSeq and is a predicted model, not a curated record. Bases 1 to 3717 code for a protein of 1238 amino acids. Gene Ontology annotation, molecular function: RNA-directed RNA polymerase activity. Lineage: Eukaryota; Fungi; Basidiomycota; Agaricomycetes; Agaricales; Schizophyllaceae. The transcript has 15 exons. Gene Ontology annotation, biological process: siRNA processing. Gene Ontology annotation, cellular component: nuclear RNA-directed RNA polymerase complex.
AUGGAUAUCCAGAUCAAAGGCCUGCCGCCAAACCUCAACGAGUACGAUGUCAUCAAACUCGUCGCGAAAGUCCUCCACUCGGAGGCGUUUAUGCCUGCCGAGGAUGACUCUGGAGAUGAGGACCUCCCGACACAGUCUCCCACCGACAACAGAGUGAACUUCAGGGUGAAGCUCAAUCGUAGCAUGCAAGGCAGUGCACGAAACGAUGGAUCAGGCAUCCUAACCGUUCCCACUGACAAGAUAGGGAGGAGAUUCCUAGCUCACGUCAAGGGCAAUCCUAUCAAAAUCGACAAACGAAAGAUAAACUUUUGGAAGCGUAGCCCCGCUCCUUCAGGUAUCGCUAGCCUGCUGGGCAAGACGCCCUUCAUGGACCCGGAGAUCGAGGAAACCCACGAACGUAUCGUUGAGAGCCUGAACACUAGCUUGCGCGUCGAUCUUGUGCAAUUUGGGGUGCUUUUCCGCCCGACGUAUGUCUACCCGGUCUCGCGCGAGUUCUCUGUGGAGUGGUCAAAACAGUACACGACUGAAGGUGUUGCAUGGUUGAAAUUUGAAUACGACCACAAACUCAUCCGCAUCACCCUGGGAGACGCCACGACCGAGAUGACAGGAUCUAGUAUCGCUAUCAGCUUCAUCAACAUCAUUCGCAUGGCGCUAGGCUACCAGGGAAAGCCCCAUGUCGUCUUCGAGUUGCUCACGCCACCCGUGCUGGAGCAGAUCCAGUUCCAUCGGCACCCCGAUGAUGACCGUAAAUCUAAGUUACGCAUCGGACAUCUCAACGGCGCACACCUGGCCGUAUCGCCAUACGCAUGGCAGCUCCGCAUCGAGCUGACCGACAAGGACUAUACAGACCUCGGUCUCGCCUUUUGCGACCUCUGUAAGAAGGCGGGCAUCGACAAUCUGCUGGUACAGAUGAAGACCGUAGGGCCCAAUAGGCAGGUGAAGUGGCACCAGAUCGAUGCCAACGGGCACAAGUUCUUCGAGAGGAAGCGCAUCGAGCGCCUCACUCGUGACUUCGCCAAGUUCCCGUGGCCCGUGGCCUUCCAGCUCGAGGCGCUCCUGCGGAACGGGCGCAUCACCACCGGCGAGAUCGAGAGCAGCCUGAACGCGAUACGCGCCCUGUGCGAGACGUACCCGGAGCACGACUGCGCGCGCGUCGGCGAUCUGCUGCGCAAGUUCAACUUCGAGCUGGGCAAGAGGCCGGCGACUGAGAGUCCCAGGGCCUGCUUCGAUCGCAUCAUGAAGCUGUUCGAGUUUGCUGAGCUGCAUAUUACGCCAGGGUACUUUCAAUGCUGCCAUAUCAUCUUUACGCCGACGCGGACGGUGCUCGAGGGGCCGUAUCCUGUUCAAAGCAAUCGUAUCAUUCGAAGGUAUCCCGGCUACGAGCAUCAUUUCAUUCGGGUUGAAUUCCGAGACGAGGACAGAUUAGCAUACCGCUGGGACCGCACCGUCGACGGCUCCCAAUUCGUGCGCGAGCGUGUCGGUGGCAUCCUCGCCAACGGCUUCAAGCUCGGCGGCCGCUCCUUCGUCUUCCUCGCCUACAGCACCUCCGCCCUCCGCGAGCACUCCGUCUGGUACCUCAACGAGUUCUACCACGAGGAGCUGGGGUACUGGAUCACCGCGGACUACAUCCGCGACUCCAUCGGGCACUUCCCGGAGGACUCGAAGCUGGUGCGCCAGCCGUCGAAGUACGCGGCGCGGCUGGCGCAGGCGUUCACGGCGACGGAGCCGUCGGUGAAGAUUAGAAGGGAUGAGUGGGAGGAGAUGGAGGAUUUGAGCCCCCCGCCGCCGCCUGGGAAGAGGGUGUCGCCGUACUUGUUUACGGAUGGGGUGGGGACGAUUUCGCGCUCGCUGGGAGAUCGUAUCUGGGGUAAGCUCAUCAGCGAGCGGGGCGGGGAUCUCACCAAGCGGUUGCGGCCGGACGCUUACCAGAUACGCUUCCUGGGAUAUAAGGGUAUGGUCGCUGUCGACGAGGAGAUGGACAAGGACAACACGGGCAUUCACAUGCGCCUCCGGCCCUCGAUGCGCAAGUUCGACAGCAAGGAGGAAGACAUGUGGGAAGCCGACAUCGAGAUCGCCCGCCAUUUCGCCUACCCAAACAACAUGUUCACGAACAAAGCCCUGGUGACCGUGCUCGAAAACCUCGGCGUCGGGUGCGACCAGUUCGAGAAGCUGCAGCAGAGUGCGGUCGCCAGCGUCGAGCGCAUCCACGACGACAUCGACGCCUGGCGCGACGUCCUGCGCUCCAACAAUCUCUGCCGCACCUUCCGCCUCGCGCACAUCCUCGACAACUUCGUCGCCAUGGGCCUCGAGAUGAAGGGCACGCCCAGCAGGCCACGCCGCGCUCCUCUGCCCGGCUUCGACAGCCCGUUCUUCAAGAAGAUACGGGAGGUGGCGAGGAUGGCGAUAUUGCGGGAUAUCAAGCACGAUGCGCGGUUCGGGAUCCCGGACAGCUACAAGCUAGUUGGGAUUGCCGAUGAGGGGCCGGCGUAUAUCAAGGCGGGCAAGGAGAACGUGUACUGCCUGGGGGAUAGGGAGAUCUAUGCUUGUGUGCAGCGAACGGAGGGUGAGGACCCCGUAUGGCUGGAAGGGAACUGUAUCAUCUCUCGCAGUCCUGUCACGCACGUAGGAGAUGUACAGCGAGUGCAUGCCAUCGGCAGGCCUCCUGCAGACAUGCUAUCCUCCUUUGGAAAGCUGAAGAACCUGGUAGUGCUCCCGUCCGUAGGUGACCGCUCUCUAUGCUCCAUGCUCAGUGGAGGAGAUCUCGACGGCGAUUUGUACGACAUCAUCAUGUGUGAAGACCUUCUGUACUCUCAGCAAGAGAAGCCUCUCGAUUUCGACCCCGGCGAGACCUUCCAGCUCAACCGACCAGCAACCGUCGACGACAUUUGCAACUUCAUCGUCGAGUACAUCAACUCGGACGUCGUGGGCCUGUUGUCUGAUCGCCUACUGGUCAUCGCUGAUCAGUCCAAGAACGGUAUCUUCGACGAGGACUGCGUCAAGAUCGCCAAACUUUGUUCACAGGCGGUCGAUUACCCGAAGCAAGGCAUACCGGUGGAUCUAGAGAAUGGCAACUUGCCGCGUCCGCUGAUGAGGCAAAAGCCCGAUUGGCACGCCGCCGAAGUCAUUCGUCCGCGGGACAACGACUACUACCGCUCCGACAAGGCGCUCGGACGACUGUACCGCAACAUCCAGAUUCGCGAGGUGGAAGCUCUCUCCGAGGAAGAGGCAGCGUCCACGACCGGCGUCAACGCCAUCACGAAGGCGAUCGAGCGUCGCGCGGAGGACUACCUGGACGACUCGCUGCCCUUCGAGAACGACCUCGUGCAGCUUUUCAAGCGGUACGCCGAGGAGCUGCGCUACAUCUGCACGACGCACACGGUCUCGAACACGCCCGGCGUCGAGCUCAUCGAGGAGGAGGUCGUGGUCGGGACCAUCCUCGCCAAGUGCUCGCAGACUAGGUGGCGCAGGGAUAGGAUUAGCAGGAUGACCCAGCACAUGAGCCAGUUGGUCGUCACCGUCGAACAUGGCCUUCGCCGAGGCGAUCCCCGGGACCAUACCGCCCAGCUUCAUACGCUAAACCGCGCCAUCCAGGCCUGGAAGCUCAGUGUUGCGCAUUACGAAGAUUGGGGUGCGAAGAGCUUCGGCCUCGUCGUUCUUGCUUAUAUCUUCGACUGCUUGAAAAUCCUGGAGGCGGGACGGGAAGCGGAGCUCCCGUGA